AUGGGAGAAGCUGAAGAAGCACCAGGAGUCAGCAAUGGUGAGGCACUGGAGCUCCUCAUGUCCAUGGCGUCCUCUUCACUGGCCUGCUCUGUCUCACAGUUCCCAGCAAAGUGGCAGUCCAUCAAGGACAAGCUCCAUCAGCUCUGCUGCAGCCUGAAUUCACUGUGCAGCGGCGUCGGCGGCAACAGCGACGUCAACGACGAUGACGAAGAGGAGCAUCCUUUGUUGGCCGAGCUUCUGCGGCUGGCUUCAGCAACUGUGAGGAGCAUCCAGGUCGUUGCUUCUCAGUGCAGCGACGGGUCAUACACGGGUGGAAGGCUUCGUCUGAGGAGCGACCUGGACAACCUGAGCUGCAAGCUUGAUGCGCACAUGAAGCAGCUCAAGGAGAUGGCUUCGUCCGGGGCACCCUCGCCGUCGAAGGCCAUUGUCGCCGUCAGGCCCAGCGCCGAGGCCAGCGUAGGUGAGAAGGCGUUCUACCUCAAGGAUCUCUUCUCCAGGAUCAGGAUCGGUGGCACCGUCCAGAGGAGCCAGGCACUGGCCACCAUCAGAGAGCUCUUGGCGGAAGACGAAUUCUGCGCAAAGGUUGUCGCUCUCGACGUCGACGACGGCAUCGCCCUGCUCACCGGGUUCCUCGAGUCCACGGACGCGUGCAUCCAAGAAGAGGCCGCCGGUGCCGUCGCCGUCGUCGCGAGCUCCGAGUGUUACAGAGGAAUGCUGGUGAAGGCAGGGGUGAUCGCCCCGCUUGUCCAGCUGCUGGAGAACACGGACACGACCAGCGAGCUGGGCAAGGAGAGAGCUGCUCACGCGCUGAGGGAGCUGACGGUGAACUCCGACAACGUGUGGGCCGUCUGCGCGCACGGUGGCCUCACCACGCUGCUGCACGCCUGCGCCGGCGCCGGCAGCAGCAGCAAGCUCAUCAGCUCGUCUUUUGCAGUGCUGAGGAACCUGAGCCGGGUGGAGGAAGUGAAGAUGUUCAUGGUGGAGCAAGGCGUGGUCACGGAGCUGGUGAAGCUCUCCCAGAAGAAGGAGGAGGUGCGCAAGCUCGGCGCCGUCGAAUUGCUCCACGCCAUGGCUCUGGAUGACGCCGACGUCAGGGAGGAAGCCGUCGGCAUGGGGGUGAUCCAGUCACUCCUCCAGUUGAUAUACCCCGACCUGCCGUACUCAUACAAGGCCAGGGAGGUUGCUCUUGCUGCCAUCUGGUUCUUCUGCUUCUCUUCUGCAAACUCCUUGGAUGACCUCAUCAGCUCGGAUGUUCUUGGCUGGCUGCUCUUCUACCUAAACAAUGGCGACUACGCCGUCCUCGAAUGCACCCUCAAGAUUUUGAGGCAUCUCUCUGAGGUUUCUGAGGAGUACAACAGGAUGAUGGGCAGAGCAGGGUAUUUGAGCGCCCUGUCAAGCUUGCUUGGAGCAAAAUCCUGUCGAGUCCGGGAAAUGGCGGCUCAGGUUCUCUCCAGCUUGCUGAUGCUUCACCCCAAUCGCGUCAUCUUCAUUCAGGACGGCGACAAUCUGAACAGGCUGCUGCAGCUUCUUGAUCCAGCAGAGGGCAAGCUGAUGGCGAAGGACCUGAUCCUCUCUGCUAUCAUGUCAUUGGCUGAGACCCACAGUGGAAGGAAGAAGAUUGUGACAUCAGAGAAUUUCUGCUGCCUGAAAGAACUGGCAGACACUGGUGACUUCGACGCCAAGAAGAUCGUCAGGAAACUAUCUACUAACAGACUGCAAACCAUCUUCAGCAAAAUAUGGAGUGUCUAA
Sorghum bicolor (sorghum) is the source of this 1749-nucleotide messenger RNA. RefSeq lists its product as uncharacterized. The transcript has a single exon. Bases 1 to 1749 code for a protein of 582 amino acids. NCBI's taxonomy places the organism in Eukaryota, Viridiplantae, Streptophyta, Magnoliopsida, Poales, Poaceae. Gene Ontology annotation, molecular function: protein binding. The record is from RefSeq and is a predicted model, not a curated record.